Messenger RNA from Venturia canescens, 7779 nucleotides. RefSeq names its product receptor-type guanylate cyclase Gyc76C-like. Gene Ontology annotation, cellular component: plasma membrane. Gene Ontology annotation, molecular function: adenylate cyclase activity; peptide receptor activity; protein kinase activity. The transcript has 20 exons. The record is from RefSeq and is a predicted model, not a curated record. Bases 1897 to 6378 code for a protein of 1493 amino acids. Lineage: Eukaryota; Metazoa; Arthropoda; Insecta; Hymenoptera; Ichneumonidae. Gene Ontology annotation, biological process: protein phosphorylation; cGMP biosynthetic process; receptor guanylyl cyclase signaling pathway.
UCGGCGAGUGCUCGGCCGAGAGUGGUGCCCUCUACGCGGCGAUACUGAAAACUAGCGAUCGAGGAAAAUCAUGUGUUAGCUCAGUACGUCGCGAUCCCCGCAAGCGUACGGUCUCUCGCGGUGAGCGGCGCAGUCGAUCGUCUCGUCGUGUGCGGUGUGGAAUUUUUUUGAAAUCGUCACCCGGAAAUCAGCGAUUUGUUUGUCUUCCAUUGAACCUCAAUAUCGUUGAAAAUAAUAAGAAAAUCGUAUGUAUACGAGUAUUAAAUAAAGUGAAUAGUUAAUAUUGUCGAUCUAUUUAGAGCAAACGAGUGAACAAUACGAGAGAGAAAGAGAGAGAGAGAGACAAAAGUGAGAGUAUUUUAAAAACGAUUUAGACUUAAACUCAUGAUUUGAUGUUGACUCGUUGUGCAAAAGUGCAUAAUCAAUCGGAAGUUCCGGGGCUCUUACUGAAUGAGACGUAAACGCGAAAAAAAUAAUUUUGCUAGCGUAAAGGAGGCAAAAAACGUGAUUAAAACGAACACGAGGGAGAUUCGGACGUCGUUGAUGCAGUUCCAAAGAUCAACUGUGAUCUACGGCGCAUGGAGAGUCUGUUGGCCCUGUGCGGGAUAUAUGCGAGACCCCCUGUAUUUGCACCGCACAACCCUUAAUUCCCGCUGAUCGUGUUAUUGUUCGUAAAUUCUCUAUUCUCCAGCUUCCUCCGCCCUCGUGCUAGUUUCAUCAUUUUUUUGAAACUCUUACAUCCUCAUUGGUGAAAAAUCGUCUCUGUACGAAAGAGCAGGGCGAACAGAUCGCCUGCCUAAAGAUCGCGAGUAAACGUGAUUCGGUAGAUGGCAGCGCUUGACGUUGCUUCGCGGGGGAACACUGUCGCGAUUCGUACAUAUGCACGUACGCACACGCACACCAGUGUUUGUAACGUGUAACGCACACACGCACAUGUGAAAUCGUUGAAAGAAUUAUAAGAGCGAAACGCAAAGGUAUAUUCGGGAAGCGCGGAAGUGCCCACGGCGUGUUCCUCUCUAUUCCUCUCCCUCUCUUUCGCUCGGACAUUCGUGUAUACACGCGUAUGUGUGGCUCACGCGUGUCGGCCAGGCGCGAGUGAGGGUGCGCGCGCGCGAGGGCGCGCUCGAGCAACGUCGUCGAGCGAUCGGCGUUCGGGAGAAAAAAAGAAAAUACACGUAACGUACAUAUAUGUGCAAAUAAAUAUAUACAUACGUUCAAAGUGCGUCGCGAAAUCUGUUCGGAGUGUCAUCGAUUUUUUUGUCCAAUAAAUCAGUAUAAAAAUAGUGAAUUUUUCACAAAAAUAACCUUCGAAUACGCCUGAAUUUCAAUAAACUCGACGUGAUUACUGUGUCGUGAUAAAUAUAAUAGCGAACCUUUUGUGCUGUUUUGUUUUUCCUCUCACCGAGAAUAGUUUGAACUUGAAAUUGUGCUUCUGUAGUGGGAGAGUUUGUUUUUUCAUUCGUUCAUUCUUUACGAGGACGCAUAUUUGCGUGAGCUUACGCGGGAAAGAAUUUUUAAUUCGUAUUUACAAUAAAAAUAUAAAUCGCUUUCGUUCGAAGGCUCGCCUUGCUCUUUUGGGCUUAUCAUCGUUUUCAUUUUUUCUUCGAAUCCGAAACGAAAGCGCGCUCGUGAGGCUAGAACACGGAGAAUGUCAACGCGAUAGCCCGGAAAUUCUCCAUAACAUCCGAUUGGAUUACCAUGCUUAACACGGUUACGAGUCACAGGUGGCCGUCAGACGUUCAGGUCUCUGCAGCGUCGAAGAGUCAUCCUCAUCGGUGCUGGCAUGCUCGGAAAAUUUUAGCCAAUCAACAAACCCGCAGAUCUUUCUGUUGAAGAAAUCUUGCCAUGUUGUUUAGGUGAGCGAGAGGGAGGCGCUGACCGGUGGCGGCGGCGGCCAUGCGACCCGGCCUGCCCUCACCGAGCCGCCGCAGGCCUCCCCGUCGCCAUCAGCCACCGGAAAAAUGGCACAGAGUUCGCCACCAAGCUCAACGGCAACGGCAACGGCUUCGGCAGAGAUGGCUUUCCAGCACCCAAAUUAUUCUCGUCCUUUUGCUCUUCGACACCGCCCCGUCGAGAGCGUUCAUUGAUUCCUCAUCGAUAUCGGACCACUUGCAGCACACAUCCGGCCAUUCCCUCCACCACGAUCGAGCCAACAGCCAAAAGUACGCGAACCAUUUUCUCCCGCCGUCCUCGUCCUCUGCUGCUUUCUCCCCGUCCUCGGCAUCCUUGACAUCGAAUUCGCCACCGGCUCACCGCGGCACCGAUAACGCACCUGAGAAACAUCGAGGACCGAGAAAUUUGACGAUCGGAUAUCUCACCGCGAUCAAGGGAGGCCUCAAGGACCGACAAGGCCUCGCCAUUUCCGGAGCUCUCACAAUGGCCCUCGACGAGAUAAACAACGACACGAGUAUUCUGCCGAACGUCAGAUUGGUUAUGCGGUGGAACGACACGCGGGGUGACACCGUAGACGCGACUAAAGCCAUGAUCGACAUGAUUUGCGACGGGGUUGCUGCUUUUUUCGGUCCCGAAGGAUCCUGCCACGUCGAGGCGAUCGUAUCACAAUCUCGCAACAUACCGAUGAUCAGCUACAAAUGUUCGGAUUACAAAGCUUCGAGCGUUCCAACAUUCGCGAGAACGGAACCUCCGGACACCCAAGUUACCAAAUCCGUGAUCGCCCUCCUGCUUCAUUACGGCUGGAACAAAUUCACCAUCGUCACCGAGAGAGCCUGGUCGACCGUCGCAAAGUCCCUCGAGGAUCAAGCUGCCAAGCACAAUCUCACUGUAAAUCACUACCGAGCCGUCGAGGACAGACACACCUGUUGCGAGGAACGUUUGACCUGCUGUCAAGUCGGCGUUUGGUUUCAACUCAUACAGGAAACGAAAAACAUGACCAGGAUUUACAUCUUCCUGGGCACAGCAAUAUCCCUGAUCGACAUGAUGAACUCGAUGCAGAAUCAAAGGCUCCUCGACCACGGCGAAUAUAUGGUGAUACACGUGGACAUGAUGACGUACUCGGCCAAAGAAGCACACAAGUACUUAUGGAAGCCCGAGCACUACGAUAAUCUAAAGAACUGUCUCGAACCGAAAGACUUUUUGAAACGCGCCCGUUCCUUGCUGGUUGUUGCAUCGACACCGCCCACUCAAAAUUACGAGGAAUUCACGAAAAAAGUUAGCGAAUACAGCAGCAAAGAACCCUUCAAUUUUGGAGUACCGGAACUCUUCAAGAAGUACGAAAAGUACGUUUCUAUACACGCAGCAUAUCUGUACGACUCCGUGAUGUUGUAUGCCGGUGCAUUGGAUCAAUUGCUGCGGGAACAACCCCAUCAAACACUAGACGAAAUAGCUAGCAACGGUACCCAAAUAAUCGAAACGAUUAUACGGAAACGUGUGUACCAAAGCAUAAGCGGUGCUACGAUAAAGAUCGACAAAAACGGUGAUUCCGAAGGCAACUUUUCUGUUCUGGCGCUGAAAAAGGAUCAGUUUCAAAGGGAAAACUUCUCGUGCGACUUUCAGAUGAAACCGAUUGGACAGUUUCAGCAGGGUGAAACUCUAGUUUACAGGCCAUCGGAAUCCGUGGAUUGGCCGGGUAAAAAUAAACCGGAAGCUGAGCCUGGCUGCGGUUUUUUGAACGAACAUUGCCCGAAAGAUGACACCCACUUACGCAGCAUUGUCGCCGCUGCUGUACUUGCAGUUUUACUCUUUUGUGCUGGUGUCGUUACAAUGAGCAUAUACAGAAGAUGGAAAAUCGAACAAGAAAUCGAGGGCCUGCUUUGGAAAAUCGACCCUGCUGAUAUUCAUGGUUAUCCCCAUCUCGAUAAUCUCAUGUCCUCACCUAGUAAGUUAAGUUUAGUUAGCGCAAUGUCGUACGAGUCGAGAUGCGGUGGUCAAGUGUUCGCUCAAACCGGGCAUUAUCAUGGCGUCGUUGUCCGCAUAAAAGAGCUCAAAUUCUCAAAGAAAAAAGACAUAUCCCGAGAGAUGAUGAAAGAGAUGCGAGUACUCCGGGAAAUAAGACACGGAAAUCUCAAUUCGUUUAUCGGAGCUUGCGUCGAGCCCAUGAGAAUACUGUUAAUUACCGAUUAUUGUGCCAAAGGAAGUCUCUACGACAUCAUCGAAAACGAGGACAUAAAGUUAGAUGAUAUGUUCAUUGCCUCACUAGUUCAUGAUCUCAUUAAGGGUAUGCUUUACAUUCACGAGUCGUCCGUGCUAGUCUGCCAUGGUAAUCUAAAGUCUUCCAAUUGCGUGGUUAGCUCACGAUGGGUACUUCAAGUCUCCGAUUUUGGCCUUCACGAUAUGCGCCAUUGCGCCGAGUCCGACAGCAUCGGUGAACAUCAGUAUUAUCGAAACUUGUUUUGGAAAGCGCCGGAACUCUUGCGGAAUCCCAACGCCCCGAUACAAGGUACUCAGGAAGGAGAUAUAUAUGCGUUCGCCAUAAUCCUAUUCGAGAUGAUCGGUCGCAAGGGACCGUACGGUGGAGUCAAUUUGGAACCCAAAGAAAUCAUAGACAGAGUAAAAAGGUAUCCGGAAGAUGGUGAACCGCCCUUCAGACCAAACACCGAAAUACUUUCGGAAUCGGAGGCGGACUGCGCCGACUAUAUCGUAAGCACGAUAACCGACUGUUGGGCCGAGAGUCCUGAGCUGAGACCAGAUUUCAAAACGAUCAGGUCUAGGUUAAAAAAGAUGAAGGCCGGCCGUCACCGAAACAUAAUGGACCAAAUGAUGGACAUGAUGGAAAAGUACGCCAACAACCUCGAGGAUCUAGUCAGUGAGCGUACGCGCCUUCUCUUCGAGGAAAAACAAAAAACUGAGGAUUUGUUGCAUCGAAUGUUGCCCGAACCUGUGGCCAAUUGUUUAACAAACGGAAUCGGCGUAGAACCGGAAGCGUUCGACCUGGUUACCAUAUAUUUCAGCGACAUUGUUGGCUUCACUGCAAUGUCAGCGGAAAGCACUCCGUUCCAAGUGGUGAAUUUUUUGAACGAUUUAUACACGCUGUUCGAUCGCAUAAUAAAAGGUUACGAUGUGUACAAAGUUGAAACUAUUGGAGAUGCUUACAUGGUGGUUUCCGGACUGCCGCUGAAAAAUGGAAACAGACACGCCGGAGAAAUCGCUUCAAUGUCACUGGACCUUUUGAGCGCUGUCAAAGUACACACGAUUGCUCACAGGCCUCAAGAUACUUUGAAACUGAGAAUCGGAAUACAUACAGGCCCUGUUGUAGCGGGUGUUGUCGGUCUAACGAUGCCGAGAUACUGCCUUUUCGGUGAUACCGUGAAUUCAGCCUCGCGGAUGGAGUCGAACGGCGAGCCGCUGAAAAUACACAUAAGCAGUCAGUGCAAAGACGCCUUGGAUAAAAUCGGUGGUUACAUCGUGGAGGAACGCGGUGUCGUUCAUAUGAAGGGAAAAGGAGCCGUGAAAACGUACUGGCUCACGGGAGCCAACGAAAAAGCCAUACAGAAGCGAGAGGUUGACGUUGACGAUCUGCCGCCACUUUUUUGUCGUCCACGAAGGAGUCCAAAAUUGAAUGCGGAUUCGCGGCAAGCCUCGUUGCUGGCGAUGCUCGGUGCGGGAAGCCGUCGACACUCGAGCGUACCGAAACCAACGGGAGACGAUUCGGUCUCGCAAUGCGGUGGAUCGAGCCCGGUACAGCGUUCACUGCGUCUCAGCAAACUCGAUAGAUCGCCGCUCUAUCUGAUGGACAGUGUGUCGAAAACGACUCUGGAGAACGUGACGAUUCGGGAGGAAGCUGAGGAUCGAGCGGCGAACAUAAAACUGGCCCUGGACGAUCUUUUCCUCGAAUCGCGAGCAAAGUUCCGUAAAAAUCCUCGCGUCUUAUCGACGAUUGCUUCGUCCUCGACUACGAGCGAUUAUCCGUCGCAGACGAUAAUCCGGGAGUCUCGAUCGCUCGAUCCCUUUCCCGUCGAGCUCGUUAACAAAAAAUUAGAGUCGUGCCAGCUUCGCUGGAAAGAAGCGAAAAGAAGUUUUCGCUCGUUGGAAAAUUGCGACAAAUGCACAACGAGAAAAAGCAACUCAAAGACUAAUCUCACGGACAAAUUGUUGAACAACAAUUAUCCGAAUGGUAAUGUUAUCAUCGUUUCCGGAGUAGACAACUCAUUGAACGAGGCACAAAUUCCUCUAUUGGGAGACGAAAAUACUUGCUCCGGUGAGGCUGUAACAAUGAAAAGAUGGAGAUCCCUCGAUCAAGUUGUCCCUACCCCCAGUACUGACAACAGCGUACCGGACAAAAAAUCAUCUGCUCGUAAUUCCAUUAGAAGUUGGCUCGUCAAUUUGUUCAACGGCAAUGGUUUGCGCAACAGCGAUGUUUCUCUCAGGCGCGGGGUUAUUGCCGGCUACGACAUACAAUCCGAGCGUGAAAGCAUCGUUUGAUUAUUUUUCAUAUAUUUUUUUUAAUUUAUUAUUCCCACCAUCUUAUCUCCGUCAGAAGCGAAGAGAAAAAGAAAAGCAAAGAAAACGAUUAGAAUCACGUCUGACUCUCGGCACCGAGAACGUGAUGCAAAAUCUAUUUUUUUAACGCCAUUAUAGAAGUACGCCCAACCCAGAAUACAAGACAAUUAUGACGUCAUUUGAAUUACGUAAUGCCGAGUGAAUAUAUAUAUUUUCAUCGUUCAUUUUUAAAAAAUAUUAAUACAUUGUAAUCGAUGUACCGACUUAAUUUUUGUGUCCUCUCAUUAUUUUUUCCAUUAAUGUCGCAGUGAAAAGUCACACAGUCAAAUGGCAUUACGAGGAAAAAAAUUUCCACGACGCUCCGAUCCGGUGGAAAGUUUAUCAAAAAACAAAAACGGCGGUAAAGAAAAAGCCGAAAAAAAAGGCCCGCUCCCCGUCGUUCGAGAUUGCGCUCCAGGAGGAAGCGCAUUUAGAUUUAACCAAUCACGAGUACGAUUUAUUCUUUUUUCGUGGCCAUUUAUUAUUAUUAUUUCCUUGUAAGCUUAGCGAUCCGUGCAAUUUGUUGUAUAUCAAAGUUACCGACACUGUAUAUUUUUUAAUACUUAGAUAUUUUAUAGAUAAAUCAUAUUAUCAUAAUGAAUUAAAAAUCUCGUCAGGCUUACCGAAUUUUCGACGCAAUUUCAGCGCCGAAUUUAGGUGCGCGAAUCAACGCACAUCCGACACUUGCCCAAUUAGUCUGAGUGUUUUUUUUUUUUUUUUUUUUUUUUUCAUACAGGAUGAGUCAAAAAAUGACACCUCAAAUAUUAGCUAGACGAGUACAGAGAAAAAUGUUAUCGAGCAAAGCUGCACGAGUAUUUGUGAACAAAAUAUUUUUGAGCUAGUAAAAGUUUUUGCCUCGUCCUGUAUCUUCAUAUGAAAAUAUAUUAUUAUGUGUAUAUGCGUAUGCGAGUCCGUAUGUGUGUGUGCGUGUGUGUUUCGAGGAUUUUGAUACCACGUAUGCGUGUUACGGGUGAUAAAUAUAUAAAAUAUACGAUAAACUCUUCCGAGAUAAAUUGCAUCCGUGGGAAGACAGAACGUAAAAAUAUGAAGAUUUGACUAUUAGACGACAACGAGAGGGAACCUCGUUGAGAUUUGAAACUGUUUUACAAGCGAAUCAACUUUAAGCGAUGGCCGAACUCUAUAUUUUGUAAGCUCGGACCGAUAAUAUAGCCUCGAUUAUGUAUAUUUAAUCUAUUAUAACUUGUUCACUGAAGGAAAGCAAAUUUGUCUGUAUGGCUGUGAAAAGUGAACUAGAUUGUACCUAAGGUGCUUAGUAAUAUAUCCACAACGAUGUCAAAUGUAUAUAACUGAUGGAAUAAUAAUAUAUCGAUGUAAAAAGAUGAA